Messenger RNA from Phycodurus eques (leafy seadragon), 2844 nucleotides. RefSeq names its product microtubule organization protein AKNA-like. Bases 1 to 2844 code for a protein of 947 amino acids. NCBI's taxonomy places the organism in Eukaryota, Metazoa, Chordata, Actinopteri, Syngnathiformes, Syngnathidae. The transcript is spliced from 16 exons. The record is from RefSeq and is a predicted model, not a curated record.
AUGGAGGGGGAACCAGAGGAUUUUGACGAGGAUUUUAAGGAAGAACGCAAGACAACCUUAUUGUGGGAAAAGUGCAUCCAGCAGAGAAUCGUGGUGGAUCUGAGUGAGGAUGAAAGUCUCCACCUCAGUGAUCUGCGGGCUUCUUCUUUAGCUUUGCAUCUGUCGCAGGACGAAUCUGCCGUAUCAGAGGCCGGCAUCCAUUUCAGUGAUGACAUCGCCUCAGACGCCAUAAUUGUAAGGAGUGAGAUGGAGCUCCCAAUGAAGAGCAGCAUUUUGCAGAAUGAGGAACUUCUAAACCAGCCAUAUGAGGACCCUGGGCAAAAUACUAGUGAUGAGGAUCAGGAGGACCUCCCUUACGAUGGCAAUCUUGGCAGUCCUUACUUCUCCUGCAUAAAUAGUGCUCGAAGAAACGUGACCUCCGAUCAAAGACAAAUGUCAACAAAAAAUCAGUCUCCUGAUGGAUCUCAUGUGGAGAAAGUAGAAGAAGAACAUAAACAGAAUGAAGAGGUAGCCCCACCAAGCACUCAUCCUCCAGUUGACAUUAACAAGUUGAUGCUGCGACAUUUCUCCCGGGAAGAGUUGUUGCAGACUGGAAGGCUGAUUGAAGCCGAGACCCUUCCAGAGGUCUCCCUGCUGGAGAGUGCCGACAGUGACGGCAACGAACAAAGAGAAGGUUUGGAGGAGGACAACACAGCGUCCAGUCGAGAUGAGAGUGACGUGACACCAUCUAAAUGUGAAGAGUGUGAAGUUCCCAUCAGGAAAAUGUCACAUUUGCGCAGCAGGUCCUUCGGUGAGCUAAAGUACGGCCAGGGUCAAGUCCAUUAUCCUCUCCCUGACUUCUCCAAGGUUGCCCCUAAGGUCAAAAUUCCAAAGAUUCCCAGUAGUCCAGUCAGAUUCAUUCCUCAAGUCCCCAGUCCCAUGAUCCGAGCCCAGUCCUCCCCAGGAAUCUUAGACGUGAUCAGCAGGGUCCUGGAGGAUUCAGACCUUCUGCCUUCAGAGAAGCCUCAAGUUCUCAAAGACACGAAUGAGCAGACCAGUCCUUCCUUGGUGCAUCACUUACAGGCUGAAUAUGAUAAGCUACUGACCAAAUAUGCCAGGGCUGAGAAUCUCAUAGAUAAAAUUAGGUUAGGAACCAAUGUUUCCUCAGACAUUUGCGUCAAAGAUGACCUAGGAAACUCCAGUGAGGGUAGCCAUGUUGGACCUGUAGCUCCGCACAUUCCAACAUCGGGGAACAUUGUUGAAAAAGUAAAAACAACUAACCAGGAUGAGAUGGAGCCUAACAAUAAGUCUCAUCAAGAAUGUACCAAUGAGGCUGAAAAAAUGACUGCUGAGCUGAGAGCUGUCAUUAGCCAGUUCAUGCAGAUGGUGGAUGACUUCAAGCAGAGUGUAAACAACAUGUCGGUUAGCACAGAAGAACAACAAAUGAUGCUGAGGAGCUUGAUGGAAGCUCAGGACCAGUUGGAAAGAAAAUACAUGAGCAAGAAGGAAGAGCACCGAACUCUGGAGAUGCAGAAUUAUUUGGGCCUGUGCAACAACAUCGGACCUUUUGACCCAAACAGGCUGCUGGAAGGAGAUCUAUUCAGAGUGGGUAUGCACCUGGAGGAUAUUAAGGAGAUGAUCGACAAAAACACGCGUGAGAAGAUUGUCCCGCCUCUCUUAUCGUCUACUCCCAAAGAAAAAACUAACAACCUGUCAGUGAAGGCCUCACCUCCACCAUCACUACAUGAGGGGUCAAGUGUAUGUCUGACCACUGAAUGUUUUAGAACGGAAACAAAGACUGAGGUACAAAAGGAGGACGAAGAUGAGACCAGUAGAAAUGAUGGAUUGGAGGAAAGGAGUGAGGUCAUCAUCAAUGACUCAAUGCAAGUCAGUAACAAGUUUUCUGUUUGCUCGGGGGUCUCUGCGGAGGGACUUCUAGAUGCUAAGGAUGAGGAGAACUGUGACAAAAAGAGAGAAUCUGCCUUGUUGGAAGGGAGUGCUAGCAAUGACACUUGGGAUGGAAUCAGUGGGAAAGGGACGCAGAGAAGUGAGGCUAUCCUGGCCUUGCAGGUAGAGGUGUCCAGGCUGAAGAAGGACCUGGAAGAAGGUCUGGUCCAGUUGCCUCACCUGGCAAGGAAGAUGGAUAACCUGGCCUCCAAAUACAGUCAAGAUCGUCAGGAGCGUAGGCCCAAGACCAAAGCCAGGACCCACCCUAAGCCAAUCAGCAAUUUUGCCUCUCGUCAGUUGAGACUAGAAGACUGGAUUUCAACAGAUAUGGACCCCAGCAAGAGUACAGACAGUGGAGGCGCAGAGACGAUGUUGCAGUUUGUGGGAGGCAAGAGAGUCAUCAGGAAACAGGAGACACAGCAAGGCAACCAAGAGGCCAUCAUGGAGAGACUUUACUCCAACAACAUGCGGUCUCUUCCCUCACCUCAGUCCACCAAAAAGUCCCUGCUCCAGGCCAGCUAUGGCUCCUCCUGCAGUCUACCUGCAAGCUACAAAGUGAAGGAACCUCCACCGCACGUGACCAAUCACCGGAAGCGUUCCACCCAGUCAGACACAGCGUUGCUGCCCAGCAAUGUGUACUUUCAGCACACUCUGUCCCCUGUAUUUCAAAGGUCUAGCAGCAGGACAGGAAGCAAGAAGCAGGAGGUGAACUGGUCUUUGGACCAGGCCAUUGAGGCCGCCCGCAGCAUGAAGAGGAUAACGGACCGCAUGGCCAAGAGACUGAUGGCAGACCUGGCCAAAACUCCACUUCUCCCGCAGGGGAAUUUACCACAUUCUGCCACGAGGGCCCAAGAAACAUCGAAUGUCUUCAUGCAAAGGGAACAUAGGAGGAUCACAAGAGACAGUUUCUUUAACUAG